UUUUUUUUUUUUUUUCUUGUUUUUGUUUCUCCUUUUUUUGGUUUGUUUGUAUUAUUAUUUUAUUAUUUUUAUUAUUUCUCAACCCCACUUCGUUCCCUUCUUUCCCUUCCUUCUUUCCCUUCCUUCCUUCCCUUUCUUCUUCUCCCGCUCGUGAACCAGCCAAACAACAACGCUCAUGACGCGCUCAGCUGACAACGCACCGGCUGCCCUGAAGCAACUGAAGCAACGCACUGCUGCGGCUUCGGCUGCAGGUGGCUCGAUUCCGUCGUCCCCCACGCCGGACUCUGCUGCCUCCUCUGCUGCUGCUUCGGCCAACGCUGCCGACGCUGCGCCCAUCCGCUUGGACAAGCAGGGCGCUGCGUUGCUCUCGUUCGACAAGGGCCUGCUGUCCACCGCAGACCUGCCCGAGGUGGCCGUGAACAAGGACCUCGUGCCGGACUUUGGCCCACAGCUGGCGCACGUCAAGGAACAGCGCUUCCUCGCAGACGACCGCAUUGCCGCGCGCACCCUCGCCGUGACAGUCGCGGCCUGGCUUGGAUGGACGCUGCUCGCCCCGCUCAGCUUUGCCGGAUACAACGCGGCGGCAGUCCAGGGAAACGCAACUGCACCUCCGUCGGCGUCGGCCGUCGAAGCCGGCCUUGCGAACGGCUACCCCGUGCUCUACUUUGCCCUCGGGUUUGUCUGGCUGUUUGUGGCUGCUGGACUCAAAAUCCGCUCCUUUAUGAUUCUGCACGACUGCGGACACGGCUCGUUCUGGGCGACCCGCGAGUGGAACGACAAGACGGGCAAGCUGCUGCAGAUGCUCGCGUACACCCCUUUUGCCCUCUGGCGCUACGGCCACAACCGCCACCACCUCGUUCAGGGCAACCUCGACGUGCUUGACGAGGCGGCCACGAUUGCACACACUACCGACGACUGGCGCAAGCUGGCGCUCUGGAAGCGCGUCCUCAUUCGCGGCAUGCGCGACCCCAUCGUCUUUAUGCUCGUCCUCCUGCCCUUCUCGUGGCCCGCGCGUCUUUGCUUCCUGAUCCAGGCGACCACGCUGUACGCGGCCUUCGCCGUCCGUGGCGUCCCGCAGCCCUUCCUCUACGCCGUGACUCUCGAGUUUUUCACUGCUUGGCUGGCUGGCAUCACUGGCAUCUUCCUCUUCCAUCUCCAGCACUCGGUCAACACGGGCUACCGCGCUCCCGCCGAAAAGUUCUCCCCGCACGCCGCCGCCAUCCACGGCUCGACCAUGCUCCGCGUCCCGGCCUUCCUCAAGUGGCUCACCCUCGGCAUCCAGUACCACCACAUCCACCACCUGUCCACUCGCGUUCCGUGCUAUCGUCUCGCAGCCUGCCACGAGGUUGGUCAGGAGCGCGGACUCUGGUCUGAGGUGAACGUUGUCGACGGACCCAAGGCCGCCACCUCCUUCUUUAACGUCUUCUGGGACGAGCCAACGCACCAGUUUGUGACCUUCUGGCCCUAUCAGAUUGUUGGUCAAAACCUCGGAGAGCCGAACAUGGCCUACGCCUCUGUUUUUUAAGCUGGCAGUAUUUUGUAUUCUUUUUCUUUUUCUUUUUUUUUCAUGUCGUUUCUUUGCUUGCUCUUCUUUUUUUUUCUUUGUCCCUUCCAUCCACGUUUCCUUUUUUUUCCAUCUUCUUUUAUUUUCUGACACGCUUUGAUGCGAGUCUUUAGAUGCACGGUUUUUGUCUCAGAUUUGCAUGAACCUGUCGUGUGUACAUGGAGGGGUU
Messenger RNA from Capsaspora owczarzaki ATCC 30864, 1733 nucleotides. RefSeq lists its product as hypothetical. The record is from RefSeq and is a predicted model, not a curated record. The coding region runs from base 176 to 1525 and encodes 449 amino acids. The transcript is spliced from 2 exons. Gene Ontology annotation, biological process: lipid metabolic process. Gene Ontology annotation, cellular component: membrane. Lineage: Eukaryota; Filasterea; Ministeriida; Capsasporidae. Gene Ontology annotation, molecular function: oxidoreductase activity, acting on paired donors, with oxidation of a pair of donors resulting in the reduction of molecular oxygen to two molecules of water.